Molecule: messenger RNA, 1237 nt
Organism: Rotaria sordida
Lineage: Eukaryota; Metazoa; Rotifera; Eurotatoria; Philodinida; Philodinidae
Source: the annotation of a GenBank genome assembly
AUGCAGUCCCAUGUGGAAGAGAUUGAAAUGGCUCCUAUGGAUGAAAACGCAAAAUCGGUCGAUUGCUCGCCUCCUAAGGAUGAUGUUGUCGUCGAUGCAGACGAGGAAACAAAUCCAAUUUCAAAUGCACGAAAUGUAAGAAACAUUCAGAGCAACACCAUUGAUCAAAUAGAAAAUUACACGAUUCAACAGACUAUGUAUGACUUUUUCUUUUGAUGUUAAAUAUGGUCGUUGUUGCUCUUUUCUAGGAAGUCUUGUUGCUGGUCAAUACAGGAUUCAAGUACCAAACCUGGUUUUGUAUUACCUAUAUUCACAAGUAUAGCUAUGACCAUUGGGAUACUGGUAGUUUGUUUUACUGCACCAAAAUCACCAGGUAUGUCCUUGUUGUUUUAUAUUCUUCGUAUUCAAUACGAUAAAAAUCCACAGUUAAUUCGGUUCUGUUUUACCAAUAUUGUGAGUUUUGGUUAAAAAAACUCAAAUUGUGAUAAUAUUUCAUAUCAACAUGCUCGAAGCAAAUCAUCAAGCGAGGACAGAAUUACAAGCAUUACAAAUUGCUUCACUUUUCCAUUUCAACUUUCCUUUGACGAACGCAAAUCAACUAAGGUGAUCAUCACCAGUAGAUCUGAUACUUUGCCCCUAAGUUGAGCCUUUCUAUUUCACUUAUUGGUAGGUAUUAUAGAUUAGUAAAGGAUUUCAGAAAGAAUCAUCCCAUUGCCGUUUUUUUCUACAGAAAAGCGGAUAGUAAUUAUUGCGUUUUCUCUUAAUUUUUUUCAUAUAUCAAUAAAACAACAAUUUCACGAUCUGGUUUUCUACAAAUUGAUGUUAUGCAUUGUUAUUUGUUGCCGAAAGAUUAAUUAUUUCUUAUUCAUUGUUCUUGAAUCACUUCUUCUGUUAUUUUUGGUGAUACUCUUUCACAUCUCUAAAUGAAAACAGCAGCUUAUCCUUGAUUUCUUUCCCUUUAUCUUAACGAUAUGUUCUUGGAUAUAAUAAAAAUGCGAAAAAGUAAUGAGAAAAUACAAGUGAUUGUCUCAUAGAAUGCGACGAAAAUAGAUAUUUCUUCUCCGUGAAACAUAUAUUUUUUAUAUUUUCUCACUGUAUGUUGCCUAUAGAGAAGAGUAAGCAUUGUAUCGGGUGUUCCAAAAUGUUUCCAAUAUGCUAUAUUUCGCAUGUAUCUCAGCAUAAAUAAAUGGUUAAAAGCUUGGUUUUUUUCAAAAGAUGCGUCGUCAAAAGCUCUACA